AUGGAGGAUCUCACAAAGAGUUGGACAAAACUUUUGCUUUCAGAAAAAGAAGGAGAUAAACUAGAUAUGUCUAAGAGGAAGAAAACUCAGGGUUUUGUGUUAGCAGCCAAGUUUUAUACUUGUCGCUCAGUGAACCUGGAGGUAGUAGCAAAAACAUUUAGGCCACUCUGGCGUACCAAAUACAAAUUCGAAGUAAGUGAUGCUGGGGAUAACAGGUUGCUGUUCGCGUUUGAGACGGUUGAAGAUGUUGAAAAGGUGCUGCUGGGAGAGCCGUGGUCCUUUGAUCGACAUAUAGUGGUUUUCCAAAGCUAUGAUAUGUCAACUUCCAUUGAUAAACUCGAGUUCGAUAAGGUAUCGUUUUGGAUUCAGAUUCAUAACUUACCUUACUCGCUUCUAACAACGAACGUGGCCAUCAACCUUGGGGAAUCUAUUGGUAAGGUUUACAUACCAAAAGACACUACAGAGAUGAGAGGAGGUAAUUUUAUGAGGGUUAGGGUUACUAUUAACAUCUCAGAGCCACUAUGUAGGGGUAGGAGGGUCAUGUUUGAUGAGAAUAAUGAUGGCUGGGUAUCUUUCAUGUAUGAACGGUUACCCAAGAUAUGUUUUUGGUGUGGGCACCUAACACAUGAUGAUAAAGAUUGCAUAAUUUGGCUGUGGAAUGGUGGCUUUUUGUCGAAUAGUGAGCAGCAAUUUGGACUGUGGAUUCGUGCUAGUUAG
This is a messenger RNA of Quercus lobata, 717 nucleotides long. RefSeq lists its product as uncharacterized. The record is from RefSeq and is a predicted model, not a curated record. Bases 1 to 717 code for a protein of 238 amino acids. The transcript has a single exon. NCBI's taxonomy places the organism in Eukaryota, Viridiplantae, Streptophyta, Magnoliopsida, Fagales, Fagaceae.